Molecule: messenger RNA, 7403 nt
Organism: Cuscuta europaea
Lineage: Eukaryota; Viridiplantae; Streptophyta; Magnoliopsida; Solanales; Convolvulaceae
Source: the annotation of a GenBank genome assembly
ACAUGAUAUGCAGAGCCAUAUAAGUCAAUGCGAUGGAAUUCAUGUUGACCAGCUUUUCCCUGCCGCCUCCCCCUUUCCCUCUCCGCCAGACCUUCAACUAAAAGGUACUGAAAUCGGAUUCACACCCACGAAGAAGUAUAUAACCCACACCACCUUUACUUUUUCUCUCAUUAUCCAUUUCACCGGCCUCUCACUACACUGCUGCGCUGCAUUAUGUAGGUCCUGUUUGGUGUGCUAGAAUGGAGAGUAAAAUGAAAGGACAUGAGGAAGGGUGUAGUAGGGUGGAGGUUUCUUAUGAUGCUUAUUCUUCUUCAAAUCUUUCAAGAAGGGGAAGCUUUGGAAAACCUUCUUGGCUUCUUUGCUCUGUUGCAGGUACAUAUAAUGCUCCUCUAGUCCUCUUUUAUGUUCUAUCAAUUAAAACGUUUGAAAUAAAAAUUAUUGAGUUAUUUUUUGAAAUGAAAAUUUAUUUAAAAUGGUUGACCUUUCACUGCUAUUAAUAGCAAUCAAAGAAUUGAGUGUGAGCAGGAAGGUUAAUAAUUUAGGAAAUUCUUUAAUCUGUUUUGAAUCGCUUGAAUUGGAACUUUUAAAUAGAAAUUCUUAUGACAUUAAUUAAUGCAUGUCUGGGCUGGCAUUUAUGUAGGGUAUGGGACCAUACAUUUUGCAUCUUUUGAUCAAAGGGGUUGUGUAGUACAAAAAAUCAAGAACCCAAAAAUCUUAAUUUGUGGAGCAUCAGAAAAAUAAUUUAACAAGUGAUGCGAAAUUUUCCACCAACCACUUUUAUAUGUGAAAAAAGGUGUCCAAAGUAGUACUGUAUUUUUCACGUGUAAAAUCGUGUCGGGUCGGGGUAUGAGGGCUCCUGGGGUGGGAGAUUCCACCUUUUGGACCAAAGUAUUUUUCAUGUGUUUGUAUUUGACGUUGGUACCAAAAAGACCGAAGUAGAUUGCUAAUAUUUCAUGCGGAAUAUUUGUCUAAAGUAGUACUGUACUUUUCAUGUUUGUCAGUUGGUGGUGCAUUUGUGCUAUAGCCAUGCGGAAAUUAGUGUGUACCAAAACAAAAGUAUUUAUUAACUAAAAGUUAAUAACAAAAUAAUUAGUAACAACGAUGAAUCAAUAAUUAGUGUGGUAUAUUAGUAUUUUAUAAUAAUAUACAGUACCAAGUAUUAGAAAAAUGAAUCAAUAUACAAAAAAGUAUUCACAACUCUAAAUAUAUAAAAAUGAAUCAAUAUGAAAUUGUUUGUUUUUCAGCGGCUUGGUAUCAACCUGCUACAAAAUGUAGCGUUUUCUAGUUUAAAAAAGUCACCAAUUUCAUGGAAACACCACAAACCAAACGAAGCCAUAGUAUUUAUUCACAAAAAGUUAAUACUCUUUCCAUUUCAUCAGUUUUCUUCUUUCUUUUUGUUUGUCUAAAAGAUUUUGUCAUUUUUCUUUUAAAGGAGUGAAUUUCUGAUCCAAUUUAUUUUUUCCUUGCACAAACCACAAUCAUACGGUCUUUAUUAUUCUCUAUAGUAGUAGGUCCUAUUGUCCUAGUACACUACUUAAGUGUAUUAUAUCUACAUUUGUGGUAAAUUAUCGCCAAUAAGAAAAUAUAACAAUCAAUUUGAAACAAUUGAAAUUGAAAAGAAAAUCAAGACACUAAUUUUGAAUUAAAGAUUGUAUGGAUAAAAAUCCGAAUAAUAAGCUUGAUAAACAAAGAAAAAUAAUGUUGGUUGAUGAGUGUAGUCCAACGGAUGACAAUCCACCCCAAGUCUCUCCUUAGUGGGAGUUUUUGAGUUCAAUUCCCACCAAAGGAGAUAAGGGAGGUCUUGCUCUUAACGAUUCUUCUUACCUUCACGAAGUUGUUUAAUGACUGAGAAGGGAGAGAGUGAUAAUGAAGGUAGCAAGUUCGUGUAGUGGGAGGAUAAGACUGAAAGAUGAUGAUGAGACUGACUGUGAUCAGAUCCGGAUAUAAUUAUCUAGGGGCUUUGGAAGGCAGUUCAUAGACUCCAUCAUAAGCCCCCACACCUGGAUUAUAAAAAAAUGUUACCAAAAUGGAAUUGGAAAUAAACAUUUGUACAUUUUGUUACAUGCAAUAAAAUGGUAUACGAGUACAUUGAAUGGGAGAUCUUAUCGAAUCAGAGUGAGACGAAGGGUCGCUUUCUUCCUUACCUUUGUAACAUGUAUAUAUAUCUAUACACAGUAAAGCUAUGCUUAGCUAAAAAGUAAAAACACAGUCUUUUUACUCCUGCUAAUGUAAAAUCUCUUUCUCACAUUGCACACUGGCAGCAGUAACUUUAUACUUGGGUUUUCAAAAUUUGAAUCCAAAAAGAAAGAAGAAGAAGAAAACACCAAAAAAGAACGUUGCGUAAAUGCAGACUGAAAAUGAUUCGAUCUUCCUUUGAACAGUUCUUAUUUUUCUGUCGCGCAGCUGCACCACGUUAUUAUGCUCAUAAUCAGGACAACGCACAUCACCCCUUGACUUAUGGUUUAUUUGGAAUAAUAAGUUUUAUGGUUCUUCAAGUUGAAUUUAAUAUAAUAUAAUCCGUACCUUCAUCUUGUUUCAUGUGUCCUUCGAGUGGAAUUUAACUUGCUAAGAAAGAUUGAAAACAUUUUCCCAAACGCGCAUCAUUCGCACAUUGCAAGGACCUAAAACACAAUGUGUCAUAUUUGGAGGGACUAAAAACGUAUUUAAGCCAAGAAGUUAUAUAAAGAGGCACAGAAUUUAAAAUUUCACUAUAUUUUUUAUUGUUUAUAAAUAUUUAUAGAUAUGUAUAUAUAUCAUAAUUUUUUUCUUGGGUUUUAGCCGAGGCACCCGCCAGCCCGUAUCUCCAUCAGUCCAUCGUGGGUUUCAGCAUUAAAUUAAAUAAUCACAACAUAUUUUCAUUCUUGUUGUAUAUGCCUUCAUUGAUAAUGAAGGAGUGAAUUUACGUGAAUAAAAAAGUGUUUGAAAAAUAGAAAAAACGCUAAAAUGCAUGGACAUAGAAGGUAAUAUGCAUUAUUUGGAAAACCCGUAUAGUAUGCUCUUAUUUUAGAGAUAAUUUUUUCAAAAUAUUAAGGGGGUGUUUGGUUCAAGGAAUGUCAGAUUACCAUGAGAAUGUCAGAUUGCUGGGUAUGUUAAAUUGAUGAGAAUGUAUUCAAUUUAUUCCCAUUUGUGUUUGGUUAAGAUUAAAUGAAUGUGACAUUAAUUUAUUUGGUUAAAAGAUAUCUUUUAUUGCACAUAUGAUGGAUCACUUCAAUGCCCUUUAAAUAUUGAAAUAUCUUAAUAAUAAAUAAAAUCAAAUCUAAUUGAUUUUUGUUAAGAAUGUUUAAUUGUAAGAGGUUGUAGAUCCAAUACAGAGAUGAAAAAAACUUUAUUCAAAUAGAAUUUUAAAUACUUGUAUAUUUAUCAUCAUUUCAAAAAAAUUAAAUUUAAAAAUGUUCAAGUUAUUCAUAAAACUUGCUUUCAAAUUAAAGAAAAAAUGAUUAAUUUUACCAUUAAAUUUUGAAAUCCACUCAUUAAAAACAUAAAUAAUCUAUAAAUUUUAUAGCAUAAAUAGUGAAUACCUUAAAAAAUUUAAAUGUUACACAAUCUUAUAACAUAAGUCUCACUUGAAAGGUCACACAAUCUAGAUAUUCGACUGACUAUAAAAUUAAGAAAUAAUGACAAAUAUAUAACCGAAACCAAGGUAAUUUACAAAAAUAUGACUUAGUGACUAUAAUAGUAACUUUAUUGACCACAAUAGUGUUCAAUUUUACAUCAUAAUGACUAUGCAUAUUAAUCGUAGUAAUGUUUUUGUCCAUAACUUAUAUUUUAGUAAUAUUUAAGGAAAAACCUCUAAAAUUAACUGAUCUCUGUCAAUAAUAAGAUUAUUUUUAGUAAAUAAAAUUUACAUAUUUAGAAAUUACAUUAAAAGUUUUAUAAAAUUACAAACAUUCAAAAUUGAUAAAAGUUGAAUACAUAGAGAAAUUAAAUGAAAAACGAUGACUAAUUGAGGGUAUUUUCGGAACGAAAUUAGAUCAUCCCUGGGAAUGUCAUCUAACCUAAGGUAUGGAAGGGUAUAACAUUCCCCUCCAUAUUACAUUCCUGGAAAUGUAACUUUCCCGAUUUUUUGUCAAAACCGUGAACUAAAUAUGAGUAUCUGUCAAAAAUAUGAACACAAUUUCGAUAUAUUUGGUUACUCAACUUUGGUGGGUCACGUCCCACAGAUUAUAAGUUUAGAUGCCCACAAGAAUCCAAACAUGAACACUCAAUUAUUGUAUACUUUUAUAUGCUCUAUCCAUAGAUGUCUAGUAAUAAAAAGCCAAAAAGGUUUGAAUAAUUUUGCAAGAUGGCCGACCAUGUUUGGUCCUAUGAAUGGUGUGUGCCUCGUUUUGGAGCAACUUUUGAAUCGGCCAAUCAUUUGCCCAAUAUAUGCUCUGUCUAUGGUAUCGUUUAGUGUCCAGAGGGUCUUCUAAGACCAUUUGGAGCGGCGGGAGAAUCUAAAUGUCAAAAAUGGACCUCGUUCAUAUGAAAACAGUGUUUUGACUCCCAUUUCUCUGCAUUCCAGCACCGUCAAUAAAAUGCACCCUUCACAUUUUUUACAUAUCAAUUUAAUAAAACAUUAAUUAAAUUAUUAUAAGUAAUGUUUUUCUUUUACUUUUUUCUCUGAUUAAUUAUAAAAUAAAAAAGACAGAUUUCGAUGUAAAAAAAAUCAUUAAUAAUUUUUUUUUACGUUUUUCGAUGAAGUAAGUUCAAACACAUUGGAGCAUUGGAUUCUCUUCUCAACUUGUGUGUCUAUCCACAGCACAUUGGAUUCCUUUUUCAACUUUUGUGUGUAUUCAUAUCACCUUGGAUUCUCUUUUCCAUUAUGUGUGUCAUUGAGAUCACAUUAUAUGACAUUGGAUUCUCUUUUCCACUAUGUGUGUCCUUUCAUAGCACAUUGGAUGCUAUUCUCCACUUGGUGUAUCCAAACAUAAUAAAUUGGAUGUAUCCUCCACUUGGUGUGAGCAUCAAAGAACUAUAUUACUAUAAAUACAUGGUCUCACUUGACAUUGGAGUCACACCUCAUCUUUACUUCUCCUUCAAGUAUUCUACUAUAAGGCCAAAUAAAAUCAUGAGUUCUUUUCCCGCAUUUUACAAAUCCAUCAAUGAAGAUGAAGAAGCCUAUUCCGACCGCAUGCGCAUGGCUUUGAUGGUUUCUUUGGUUGCAACAAGCUCCAAUAGCCAUGAGUACAUAGACCGUGGUCGAGAAGUUGGACAUCGUUUGUUGAUGGAUGAUUAGUGGAAUCCAAAUCCCACAUACAACGCACGUAUCUUCUGACGCCGUUAUCGCAUGCAACCAACUUUGUUCGAUCGAAUCAUGAAAGAUGUCAUGGCUUUCGAUCCGUAUUUUCUGAGUACAGUAGAUGCAGCAAACAAGGUGGGAAGAAGAGACAAAGAUGAGAGGGAGAGCAAGAUCCAAACAGACUUGGAUUAGAGGAAUCAAAACUAAUAUGCGUCUCCUUGAGUUGGAUGAGAGCAUGACUUUGGAGAGAGCAAAAUGGAGGGCGCACAUUUGUGUGGACGCCAACCUCAAAAUCUAUUGGGAUUAAGGUUUAUAUGUUGUUGUUGUUGAUCAACAAUCGUAAAACUAUCGAAGAUAUUCCUACAAAGUUCUGUAAUUGGCCUGGGCAAGACUGGCGGAUUGGGUCCCUGGUACUCAUGAUUCUUCAACCUAAAUCAAUUGCCUCCCAAUUGCCCUUCAAAUUGGAUUUUUAGUCACAUCAUCAAUGGUUUCAUACAACUUAAAAGGUAAUGAUAAAUUAGCAAGGGUAAGAUAUAAAAAGUGACUUUUUCUGAGAGUAGAAAUUCAAGCAGAGCAGCAGAGCAGCAAUGUCUAUUCUUCGGUCUUCCUAUUUUUCUCUUUUUUACAUAGCAAGCUUUUCUAUCUGCGAUUAUCCUGCCUUUAAUCACUCCAAUGCAUUAACUGAACAUUUUCACCUUCUUUCUUGUAUUGCUAGAUUUGGAUGAGAGGAUGAAGCUGUUGGGGUUGAACUUGAUUGGGGAAGGCAAUGAUAGUGCAGAUGACAGUUUCGCAAAACGUGCAGACUGCUACUACCAGCAACGUCCUCAGCUGAUUGCUUUGCUCCAAGAUUUGUACAAUAGUUACCUAUCCCUGGCUGACCGUUACUGCCAGUCACUGGCGAAAACUCACCACCAUUCAGCUCUGUCCAUCCACUUCGCCGACAUUCACCGCGAAGAUCUCGACCGGGGGGGAGACAAUGCCAUUGAUUCAUCUGAUGAUGCCGAGAGCUCUCUAUCUUAUCAACCACCACUGGGCCAGUUCCACCACCAUCAAGCAAAAGCUGGGGACCCGGAUAUGAUUAUCGCUGACUUAGUGAUGAAAACGGUCGAGUGUGACAUGAUCCUUGAUGAGCUGGAGCAGUUGGAGAGACGCGGGGUGGAGUCGUCUAGGAAGAUGGAGUUGCAGAGGAGCCUGCUGGAUGUGCUCGAGGCCGAGAGGUUGAUUUUACUGAACGAGAAUGCCAGGCUCGGGUACCAGGUCUCUGAGUUGGUGGAGGAGAACCAAGGGCUGGCGUCCGAGUCUACUUUCAUGAAGAGGAAGGCAGCCGACCUGGCGAGGUGCCUGUUGAAAAUGAGGGAGGACCACAGGGUUUUUGUGCUCAGCCGGAAGCUCGAGGAGCUUCAAGGGCAGAUACAAGGGCUGGAGAAGAGGAAUAGAGAGUAUUAUGAGCAGUUGGUCAAGCACGAUGAAGUAGAGAAGAAGAGGAACAACAACAGCGCAAAGAAGGUGAAAGGCUUUAAAGGUUGCUGUUUUCAAGUCCAUGAUGGAGUUUUUGCUUCUUCUUCUUCAUCAUCCUCUUCUUCCUCUUCUUCGGCUGCUUGGUUUAGUAGCAGCGGUGGGUCAGCUGGUGGUAAUUUCGCUGGUGUCAAGAAAAAAAUCGUUCAGCAUGGGAACAAUGGCAGUGGCAAAGGGCUGUUGGAGAGGUUCAAGAAGUUUGAAAUCUUUCCAUGUGGACCUCACUAAUUUCAUCUCACAUGCUAUCGUACUACUUAAGCAAAACUCUAUUUAUGACCGUUGAUGUAGUAAUGUAGUUAGAGGCAGGUCGAUUAACCAAAGGAAAGAGGGAUGAACUUGAAGGCAUGGCCAACUAGUUUAAUUGCUCUUAUAUUGGCGAAAAUGAGCGCCUUUUUUGUACACUAAUAGCCGGCAACUGAUUAGCAAACAAUCCUUUUGAAGACAAUGUAAUGUUUAGUAGCACUUAUAUAUACUCAUCCGAUAGUUCCGUACUUCAAAAGAGUACCAAUCUAUGUUGGAGCGGUCUGUCGCACCCAUUAGGCAUAUUUCUCCUUGAGCUUAGCAAUCCGAAAAGAUGAGAAAAGAUGUAGGGUAUUACUACUAUUCAGGCAAUCUGGUACAUUACUACUAUUCAAAAAGAAAAGAUGAGACAAUCUUAGUGAGAUGUAGG